Penaeus monodon (black tiger shrimp) is the source of this 1822-nucleotide messenger RNA. Its product is annotated as zinc finger protein OZF-like. The transcript is spliced from 3 exons. NCBI's taxonomy places the organism in Eukaryota, Metazoa, Arthropoda, Malacostraca, Decapoda, Penaeidae. The record is from RefSeq and is a predicted model, not a curated record. The coding region runs from base 587 to 1822 and encodes 411 amino acids.
ACCGCGAGAAAUGUCGCCUUGGACUUUCGCUUAAACCGCUACAAAGUGAACACGUAAAAUUUUGAACUCGAGUGAAGUGAAGUUUAAGAACUUUCAAUGAACGCAAAUUUAAACCCAGAUCCAGGAGAACAUUCUGGAAUCUUAAAAGAAAUGGACUACGACUCACAAACAAAUAGAAGACCUAGAGAAGAAAGUGACAAUGAAGAAAACCCAGAUCCCAAACUUGCCCGGAGACACGAAGCCGGAGAAACUUUGAAGAAUUUCAACCACCCAAGACAGACAACAGAAUAGCUCAGAUCUACCACCAACUAAAAGGACUACAUUCUGAGACACAUGAAGAUAUUUCUACAGCGAACAAAGAUAAUUGACUACAUAUAAGCAUAAAGAAAAUCAGAAGAAAAGGAUCCAGGGGAUAUAGACAAUAAUAUAGUCUAAAACCCUGUAAAGAGGAGAAGAAGAAAUGUCGCCUUAUUUGCGUGUGACACAUGAGGCGGAAGCCGUUUAUCGCCGCCAGGAGCGUCAGCAGGAUUAUUAGCCACGAGGAGGAGUGUUAUGGCUAGUGAAAAGGGUGACUUCGACUGCCAUCAUGGAUAAUGUACAUUUGAAAGCAACAUAUCAUGGUAACUCAUUGGAAUCCAUCGAUAUGAAGGAUGAGAGUGUGGAUGCCAUCAGUCAGGGUAUCAAUGAAGAAAUUUUUGAUGUUAUACAUGAAGAGACUGCUAUCUAUAUAAAAACUGAAGAUUCAGGUAAUGUAAAAAGUGAGAAACCAGUGUUUGAAGAAGUCAAAAGUCUUGGCAAAGAAGCAGUUGAAUGUAACUUGGACAUUUUGGUGUGUGAAGAUGUAGAUCCACUGUUAUCUAAAGAUUGUGAGAGUAAGUGUUCAUCAGAUGGUGUUCAGGAAAGGGCUGAAGAAGCAACACAAGAAGUCGGUGCAAUUGAGAAACAUUUCCUUUGUGAAGUGUGUGGCAUGAAAUUCUCUUGCGAGAAUGAGUUGGUGGAACACUUGGCAAUGCAUACGAAUGGGAAGCUUUUUAUAUGUGACAUUUGUCACAAGUCAUUCUCUCAAAAAUCUCAUAUAGUGUGCCACAUGAGAGUACAUACAAAGGAAAAACCUUACAUUUGUGAGUUAUGUAACAAGGCCUAUUCUGUAAAAUCAACACUAGAUGGUCACAUGAGAGUACAUGCAAAUGAAAAGCCUUAUAGCUGUAAAGUAUGUAGUUAUUCCUUUGCUUGGCAAAGUCAUUUAUUGAGACACAUGAGAAUUCAUACAAAAGAGAGACCAUAUAGUUGUGAGGUUUGCAAUAGGGUAUUUGCUGAUGGCAGUAAUCUUUCAAGACACAUGAAAACGCAUAGAAAUGAGCGGCCUUAUGGUUGUGAUUUUUGCAACAAAGCUUUUUCUCAGAAAUGUAAUUUAUUGGCUCACAUAAGAACACAUACAAAGGAGAAGCCCUUUAUUUGUGAAGAAUGUGGAAAAGCAUUUUCACAGAAAAAAGGUUUAGAAGAACACUUAAGGACACACACAAAAGAGAAGCCUUACAGCUGUGAAAUAUGUGGAAAGUCAUUUGCUGUGAAAUCUAGUAUGAUAAAGCACCAAAGAUUACAUACAAAUGAAAGACCCUAUGGUUGUGAGAUUUGUGCCAAGAAAUUUACUGCAAAAGUAUGUCUGGUAAGACACAUGAGAAUACAUACAAAGGAGAGGCCAUAUCAAUGUGACAUAUGCAGCAAGUCUUUCAUUACAAGUGCAAAUCUAGCAUACCAUGUGAGGGCACACACAAAGGAGAGGCCAUAUACCUGUGAAGUAUGUAAUGUCUUUCCCCUAUAA